This is a messenger RNA of Aspergillus homomorphus CBS 101889, 1710 nucleotides long. RefSeq names its product oxidoreductase tpcJ (gene tpcJ). Bases 1 to 1710 code for a protein of 569 amino acids. NCBI's taxonomy places the organism in Eukaryota, Fungi, Ascomycota, Eurotiomycetes, Eurotiales, Aspergillaceae. Gene Ontology annotation, molecular function: oxidoreductase activity; copper ion binding. The record is from RefSeq and is a predicted model, not a curated record. The transcript has 6 exons.
AUGCUUUCUUUGGUUCGGUGGCUCGUUUAUAGUGGCUGUGCUCAGUUAGGCGUAGCAGCCAGAGCGCCGCAGCCGAGAGAUUGUCGCAAUAGUCCAACCAGUCGGAAUUGCUGGAGAGACGGAUUUGACAUUCUGACCGACUACACCGAUAUCACACAGAUCCCACCGGGAAAGCUGGUUGAGUACAACCUUACUCUCAGCCAACAAGUCAUUUCGCCCGAUGGAUACGAAAAACUGGGAAUGGUGGUGAAUGGGCAGGUUCCCGGCCGUGCGAUCGAAGCAGAUUGGGGAGACAUGCUUCGCGUCCAUGUGCACAACAACUUGACCCUGAACCACAACGGGACCGUGAUUCACUGGCAUGGAAUCCGGCAACUUGGGACGAAUUUCCAGGACGGUGUCCCCGGGGUCACGCAAUGUCCUAGCAAGCCAGGCGAAACGCAGGUCUACGAGUUCCGACUCAUGCAGUACGGAACCUCCUGGUAUCAUGGACAUCUCAGUCUGCAGUAUGAGGACCUGGGGCCAUGGGUCCUCCAUGACUGGUACCACGACGACGUGUUCUCCUUACUAUGGGUCGGAGAGGCGCAUAAUUCGACUCGUGGCGCGAUUAUGGAGACUACCGUCUUGAAUGGACGGGGCAAAUUCGACUGCGAUCCCCGCAACAACACGCGCUGCACCGGCACCGGAGGAGACACUUUCGCGGUGAUGUUUACGCGGGGAGUGAAGUACAAGUUCACGCUGAUCAACGCGGGGAGCCUGCUAGAAUACUCAUUCUGGAUUGACGGGCACAACCUGACGAUCAUCGCGGUGGACUUCGUCCCCAUCGAACCAUAUGUCACGGACGCGGUGAACGUGGCGUUGGGCCAACGGUACGAGGUCGUGUACUGCGACGAGGUCAACCUGCUGCCCAAGUCCGUGGGGAUUGUCCGCUACGACGCCGAGGACCGCCAGGAGCCCUGGACCCCGCCCAGCGAACAGCAUCGGGAUCUGGGAUGCAGUGACCCCGAUCCGAGCCACCUCGUGCCAGUCGUGCGCCAGUCCGUCGGGCACGCGGCGAACCGCCUGGAGAUGAGCGACUAUCUGCGCACCGGACAGCAGGGCUGGCCCAACCCACUGAAUUUCGACAGCGGCCUCCAUAAAUGGGUGCUGGGGGACGUCCCCUUGUUCCUCAAUUGGUCAGAGCCAAGCCUCCAGAAGCUAGUCCUGGAGGCGAACGCCAGCUUCCCCCCGGAGACGGUGCCCAUCCGCCUGAAUUACGACACCGGCGACUGGGUCGACUUCAUCAUCACCAACAACUAUACCUGGGAGAAGAUCCAAUUUCCGCGGAACCUGACCCCUGUCAUGCACCCCAUGCAUCUGCACGGCCAUGACUUUGCCAGUCUGGCCCAGGGGCUGGGCGAGUUCGAUCCGAGCAUUGUCCCGAACCUGGAGAAACCCACCCGCCGCGACGUCGUCAACGUCGACAUCGGCGGUUAUGUCUGGAUCGCCUUCCGGAUUGACAAUCCGGGGGCAUGGUUGUUACAUUGCCACAUCGCCUUUCACGUUAGUAGUGGGCUCGGUCUGCAGUUUCUGGAGCAGCCCAGAAAGGUCAAGCCACUCAUGGAGGCUGCUGGGGCGCUGAGGGGACUUCAGGAUCAAUGCCGCGCGUGGUCGAAGCAAUACGCCGCCGUGAACGUCCCUAACAACAACACCAUAGAUGAUUCGGGAAUAUGA